AUGGCCAGCACUUCUAACGACAAAGAAACAGAAAUACCACCACAGCCAUCGCAGCCUCUAUUGAAGCAGUCGAGUAUUUCUGAAAAACAAGAACAGAUUGUCAUCUCAGAAAACCCAGUUGGCAUUGAAGGCGAAAGAACCGAGCGAGUUGACGAGAAACAACAACUUAAAGAGAAUGCUGGCACGUCGGCACCCGCGAACACAGUAAAGGAUGUUGUUCGACAGCAAGACCUAGAGAAAAAGUCUGCGUACAAGAAAGAUAAUAAUUCGUUUGAUUUCAACCGCUUUCUUGAGCAAAUGAAGCAUAAAAGCACACAAAGCAUUGCAAAAUAUGUAAAAAGUUUUGAAAAAGAAUUUGCACGAAAGCCGUGGACUGUCAAUGAACAAAUCAAGAUUAUCCACGACUUCUUGGAGUUUAUAACUUUGAAAAUGCGGGAGACUGAGAUGUGGCAAAAUGCGUCUGAACAAGAAUUUGAAAACGCCCGAGAAGGGAUGGAAAAAUUGGUCAUGAAUCGAAUAUUCACGUUAACAUUUACUCCGGCAAUAAAGGGGCCUGUGACAACAGAUGACAGAGAGCGAGAUGAUAUAUUACAUCAGAGGAUUCAAAUAUUUCGUUGGGUUAGAGAGCAGCAUUUGGACAUUCCCAUUACACGCAACAAUGAAUCGUUUCUCAAUUUUGCCAAAUCAGAACUCUUAAAAAUCAAUAAUUAUAAAGCGCCACGGGAUAAACUUAUUUGUAUAUUGAAUUGUUGUAAAGUCAUAUUUGGAUUGUUAAGACUUGUCGACGAAGACGAAGGUGCUGAUAAGUUUUUACCAGUACUUAUCUUUGUUGUAUUACGUGCAAAUCCACCCGAUUUAGUAUCAAAUGUUCAAUACAUUUCGCGAUUCCGCAAUCCAGACAAGCUUGUAUCUGAGGCUGGAUAUUACCUGUCAAGUUUGAUGGGGGCUAUUUCAUUUAUUGAGAAUAUGGACGAAUCAUCUCUUUCAAUAACGAAAGAAGAGUUCGACAAUAAUAUCGAAAUAACUAUGAAAGAACUCGAACGCGAACGUCCAAAACUAGAAGAAAACGAUUCAGUCCUUACAUACGAUAACGUCGUCCAUCCAAGAUCUACACAAACAACAAAAUCCCCACUCUUAAACUCUGCUCAAGCAAAGGCAUUUUUAAAAGAAGGUAGCAACUUCGCCCAGCGGACAUUUCAAAAGCCGCUGAAUAUGAUGAACAAAUUCCUCUCCGAAAUCGCAAACGACAUCCAAGAUUUUUCACCCCUACCACCCCCAACCCCACCCC
Paraglomus occultum is the source of this 1288-nucleotide messenger RNA. The record is from the annotation of a GenBank genome assembly. NCBI's taxonomy places the organism in Eukaryota, Fungi, Glomeromycota, Glomeromycetes, Paraglomerales, Paraglomeraceae.